CACGUGCUGUCUCUAUCAUACCUUAGGUGUACGCCUCUCUGUAUGUUUGACAUUUCCGCCUUCUGUGCGUUAUAUGUAUAUUAUAGAAAUACAGCAGAUAUUGUUAUCGCGGGAUUACAAGUAUCGAAAUAUAUUAGCCUAAGAAUUUAAUUACGAAAAUCAUGCUUGUGUUGGUAUUGGGAGACUUGCAUAUUCCACACAGAUGUAGUAGCCUUCCGAGUAAAUUCAAGAAGCUGCUGGUACCAGGAAGAAUACAGCACAUCUUAUGCACCGGCAAUCUUUGUACGAAAGAGUCCUAUGACUAUCUCAAGACGCUGGCCAGUGAUGUUCAUGUAGUCAGAGGAGAUUUUGACGAGAAUUUAAAUUAUCCGGAACAAAAAGUAGUUACUGUGGGCCAGUUCAGAAUAGGACUCUCCCAUGGGCAUCAAGUAGUACCAUGGGGCGAUCCGGAAUCUUUAGCCUUGAUACAGAGACAACUAGACGUCGAUAUUCUCAUAUCGGGACAUACACAUAAAUUCGAAGCUUACGAGCAUGAAAAUAAAUUCUACAUCAAUCCUGGGUCAGCUACCGGAGCUUACAAUCCUCUAGAUACAUCAGUUAUACCAUCAUUCGUAUUGAUGGACAUUCAAAGCUCAACAGUGGUUACUUACGUGUACCAGUUGGUUGGAGACGAAGUUAAAGUGGAAAGGAUUGAAUACAAGAAGAGUUAGAGUCGAUAGAAAUUUCAGAAUAUAUCUGUUAUAGGUAUAGCCGGUAUUAGUCGGUUCUUAUUUCAAAAUCGUCUCAACUAAGAUGUUAAUACGGCUUGUGAUUGGUUUAAAACACAUUAAGACUACUUAAAAUGGUCUUAAAUAUAAGGACGGACUAUGAAUUCGAUCUAUAUCCGAGACUCGGUAAGAAUGUAUGAAUAUUCAAUAUUUGCUAGAUACUUUUAAUCGGUCUCGGAUUGAUUAAUUAAUUAGCAUUUAAGUGUGAUUAUUGAAUCGUAUAUUUGUUGUAAAUAAAUCAAUAUCAAUAUUAUAUGUACAGUAAGCACUUUCAAAUUAAAAAAUACAUCGAUAGACAAUUAUCUUCAUCACUUCGAAAAAACUUAAAUUAACGAAAGUAAUGUUCGAGACCGUUUAGGCAAUGUGAGCAGUCACCCGUUGAAAAUGAUGUAAAAAAUUUUAUAUAUAUAUAUAUAUCGCAUUGGUAUUAGAUUUUUAAUCUGAAAAAUCACAUUUAAGUUGUUUUGUAUAGGAGCCUUAUUUAAAUUUUCUACUUCGAAAAAAAUUCUUAAUAGGUUUUCGUAUACAAUUUUAUAAAACUAUGUUAUAUAGCUUAGUAUAUAGCCGCUAUAAUUCCUUUAUUUCCAUAGAAAGACACGACAUGAAAAAUGGAACAAUGUUUCUUCCUGCUUAGAAAUAUGUGAUAAGAAAAAUAAAGACGCACGUAACUUGUAAUAGAGCAAUGAGAUUUAAAUAAUAUCAAUUACUGAA
Messenger RNA from Vollenhovia emeryi, 1478 nucleotides. It is a transcript of the gene Vps29, whose product is annotated as vacuolar protein sorting-associated protein 29. The coding region runs from base 162 to 710 and encodes 182 amino acids. The transcript has 4 exons. Lineage: Eukaryota; Metazoa; Arthropoda; Insecta; Hymenoptera; Formicidae. The record is from RefSeq and is a predicted model, not a curated record. Gene Ontology annotation, biological process: intracellular protein transport; retrograde transport, endosome to Golgi. Gene Ontology annotation, cellular component: endosome; retromer complex.